Recurvomyces mirabilis is the source of this 459-nucleotide messenger RNA. RefSeq lists its product as uncharacterized. Lineage: Eukaryota; Fungi; Ascomycota; Dothideomycetes; Mycosphaerellales; Teratosphaeriaceae. The record is from RefSeq and is a predicted model, not a curated record. The coding region runs from base 1 to 459 and encodes 152 amino acids. The transcript is spliced from 3 exons.
AUGUCGUCCGCCAUUCCAACCUCGACCUCUGUAGUAGAGUCUGCCGUCAUCCGCGCUCCUCUGUCCAAGGUCUGGCACUUCAUCAAACUCCAGGACUUUAGCAAAUUCUGGACCGCAGUCAAGACCUCUGAAUACGUCAAGGGUGCGAGCGAGGAGACGGACAUCGUCAAGUGGAGCUUCAGCGACGGCACAGUCUUGGAGGUCAAGCAGGAGGAGCACAGCACCAUCAACCACUACAUCACCUACAGCGUCAUUACCGCGCAGCCUGAGCUUCCCUAUUCGAGUGUGCUGAGCACGAUUCGCUGCUAUAGUGUCACGAGUGGUGAGGCGGAGGGCUCGACUUAUGUGGAGUGGACGGGUAACUUUAGUAGUGAUGCUAACGCUGGUGUGAUUCAGGAUGCCAAGUACAAACGUCGCGAGGCGUUGGCUGACCUCGCCAAGGCUGCCUCCAAGGCUUGA